UUAUUAGCCAGUACGGACAACACCAGGAAACACUGGGCACACUUUCAGAUUGUUAGCUUUCCAAAAGCACAAUUCGUCAAGGUUGGUUCUUCACUAUCAGACGAAAGCGGAAGUACACACAAGUUAUCAUCUCGCGAUAAAGGUAUCUUCGUCGCUCACGUUUUUUCAACCACGUAACCGCGUAAAUUCAAAACAGCUUCAUUUUGAGAAAAUAGUAGACAUGGCGUCAAAAAUGAAUUCGUAUAAACACCGUCAGACAUUUAUAAAUACAAUGUUUGAGUCCAGUAUAGACUCCACUGCCGUCGAGGAAAAGUUGUUUGGCCAUUCAGAGGAGGAAGACGACGGACCUGUGGUCUUCAUCUGCGGGAAGUGCAAGCUGCCUGUCGGGGAUUCAAUGUCAUGGGAUGGGUCUGAAGAAGACGGACAAAACCAGAUAAGAUUGAAGCGGGUCACUGACAACGUCGUGGUUGGAGAAGACACUCGCCUGCAUGAAGUGAGCAAAAAGUCUCUCUGUCUCGUCGUAGAUCUAUUCUGUCGAGGCUGCGAAUUUGUGCUCGGCAUGGUUUACUCAUCAACGCCUAAGAAACUGGACCAUAAGCGAUUAGCAUUCUUUUUCAACGUUGCAAAGAUUGACAGCUACGUGCUGGGCUCUGCCAGCCAGAUGUUGGCAGCAGAGGGCCCCAAAGAGCAGCCAGUCACACUGGAGUACAGAGGCGUUGUUGAACAGCAGCUAACAGAGAUGAAAAUGCUGGUCAUGUCCAUGGCCCAGAGGCUGGAGGAUAUUGACGCCACCCUUCAGGACUGAUGCGAGGGAUAAACGUCAACGUGUCUCGGUGGGAGCUAUGUCCAGGUGUUGAACGUGACUCCUCGCCCCUACCUUUUACAUUAUUGCUUCCUCCACUAAAUGUCCCCUGGACCACAUUCCUUCAGUAAUACAUACUGUCCUAGCUCCACCUUGUAUGUAAAUACUCACACACACACACACAGCUUCCACUCCUUUUUUCCUGACGGUGAAACAAAGACCGUCUGCACAUGUAAUCAAUCAUGUUGUCACCUCAGCUCCUGCGGCUCGUGGCACAAUGUUCUCCGCCUGUUGUGGUGCAGAGUGAAUGUACACUGUGAGCAGAAUGUUUAUUUGUGCAGGAUUUCAUCAGGCAGUCUGCAGAGUCAGCACAACGCCGUAUUGAUCUGGCCGCUCCAGGCCACACACACUUUUUCUUUGUUCCUCUCUUCCUAAAAGCAAAGAGCCCUUAAGGAUUGCUGGAUAUAUGCUUUUUCAUCUCCAUGUUGUGGUCACAUGUUAACAACAUUUGAGGAAUUUGUAUUGGAAAAUACACAGAUUUUAAUUUGGGCUGCAUCCCUUUUGCAAAUCUUUAAUUUAGGAAUUAUCCUAAACUCUGCCUUUUUUCCAAUAUUUCCAUACAUUUCAAUAUGACCAAUUCGUUUUUAAUAUAUGCACUUAUUGUUGUAAAAGCUUGUGUUUUUAUUUUUUGUAUAAUAAAGUAUUCAACUGUUUCCAAAAAAACAAGAUAUUAUUUUCAAAAUGCAUUUUAAUGUCAGUUUUACAUAAAGUGUUAAACCAAAUAA
This is a messenger RNA of Trematomus bernacchii (emerald rockcod), 1587 nucleotides long. RefSeq names its product MIS18 kinetochore protein A (gene mis18a). Lineage: Eukaryota; Metazoa; Chordata; Actinopteri; Perciformes; Nototheniidae. The coding region runs from base 221 to 805 and encodes 194 amino acids. Gene Ontology annotation, cellular component: chromatin; chromosome, centromeric region; nucleus. Gene Ontology annotation, biological process: chromosome segregation; CENP-A containing chromatin assembly. The transcript has 5 exons. The record is from RefSeq and is a predicted model, not a curated record.